AUUCGGCUGCAUGAUUGGAGCGUUGAGCUGUUUCCUUGAUUGUAGUCCCGCCCUAUCGUAAAGUGUCUGUUCCCCACGCUGGCCGACUAGAUAACUAGGCGUGUGGUGUUCUGUGAAACAUGGCGGAUCUGAUCACACUAUUUGUGUCUCUUGGGCUUAGCGAACAGAAAGCCAAAGAAACACUUAAAAAUGAAGCUCUCAGUUCGACUUUGAAGGAUGCUAUUGCCCAGGCACAGAAUGUGGUGGGGUCUGUGGCAAUUGAUAAGGCCAUGGGGACCCUUCUGUAUAGCAUGGCUUCACGUCUCAAGGAUACACAGCGUCUAGGCGUCCUCACAGAAUACAUCGCCAAACGGAAGAUAACCUCCGAAUUACAGCUUUCAGCUGCAUUGGAUUUUGUGAAGAGCCACCCUCAAGACCCCUUAGACCACAGUGCAUUUGAGUCCUGCUGUGGUGUGGGUGUAGUCAUCACUCCUGAGCAGAUUGAAGAUGCGGUCGAGCAGGUGAUCAAGAAGCACCAAAAACAGCUGCAUGAAGAGAGGUACCGCUUCAAUAUGGGCCUUCUCAUGGGUGAAGCCCGGGCUGGCCUCAAGUGGGCUGAUGGGAAGAUCAUUAAAAACGAAGUGGACAUGCAGGUCCUGCAUCUCCUGGGCCCAAAGACUGAAGCAGACUUGGAGAAGAAGCCCAAGGCUCCCAAAGCCAAGGCGCCAGAGAAGGAGAAGCAGGAUGUGGAAGUGAAUGUAAAUGGGGAUGUCAAGAUGGAGGCUAAGUCACUCAUGGAUCAGUUGAGAGGAGAGGCUCUGAAGUUCCAUAAGCCAGGUGAGAACUUUAAGACAGAGGGAUAUGUUGUCACACCCAAUACCAUGAGCUUGCUCAAGAAGCACCUGGAGAUCACGAAUGGACAGGUCCGUUCUCGAUUCCCCCCAGAGCCCAAUGGUAUUCUCCACAUCGGUCACGCCAAGGCCAUCAACUUCAAUUUUGGUUUUGCAAAGUCUAACAGUGGAAUAUGUUUCCUGCGUUAUGAUGACACAAACCCAGAGAAAGAAGAAGAGAAAUACUUCACUGCCAUCAGGGAUAUGGUGGAGUGGCUGGGUUAUACACCAUAUGCCAUCACACACGCUUCUGAUAAUUUCCAGCAGCUCUAUGAUUGGGCAGAGGAGCUCAUUCGCAGGGGCCAAGCAUACAUCUGCCACCAGCGCGGAGAGGAACUGAAGGGGCACAAUGCACCGGCAUCACCCUGGCGCGAGCGACCGGUGGAGGAGUCCUUGAUACUCUUUCGCAGGAUGAAGACGGGCAUGUUUGCCGAGGGGGAGGCCACGCUGAGGAUGAAGAUGGUCAUGGAGGAUGGCAAGAUGGACCCUGUGGCGUACCGCAUCAAAUAUACCCCUCAUCACAGGACAGGAGACACCUGGUGCAUCUAUCCAACGUACGACUAUACCCAUUGUCUCUGUGACUCCAUCGAACAGAUCACACACUCUCUCUGCACCAAAGAGUUCCAGGCCAGGCGGUCGUCAUACUACUGGCUGUGCAAUACUCUGGAUGUGUACUGCCCUGUGCAGUGGGAGUAUGGCCGUCUCAACCUUACGUACACUGUCGUCUCUAAGAGGAAAAUCAUCAAGCUGGUAGAGGUGGGAGUUGUCAGGGACUGGGAUGAUCCACGUCUCUUCACUCUCACCGCUCUCAGGAGAAGGGGCUUCCCUCCACAGGCCAUCAACAACUUCUGUGCACGGGUGGGGGUGACGGUGGCCCAGGUGACCAUGGAGCCCCACAUGCUGGAGGCGUGUGUGCGGGAGGUGCUGAACGAGCAGGCCCCACGCAUCAUGGCUGUGCUGGAGCCCCUCAAAGUGACCAUAACGAACCUGCCUGCUAACUCACAGAUGGCAGUACGUGUUCCUGACUUCCCUGCAGAUGAGGAAAAGGGCAGCCAUAUGGUGCCCUUCUCAAGAGUCGUCUACAUUGAGCAGAGUGAUUUCAGAGAGGUGAUGGAGAAGGGCUACAAGCGUCUGUCUCCUGACCAGCCUGUGGGCCUGAGGCAUGCCGGCUACGUCAUCUCGGUGAAGCGUGUCAUCAAGGACGCCAGUGGUAAGGUGAUUGAGCUGGAGGUCACUUGCUCCACCACGGACUCAGCUGAGAAGCCAAAGGCCUUUAUCCACUGGGUCAGCCAGCCUCUGGAGUGUGAAGUGCGCCUCUAUGAGCGACUGUUCCUGCACAAAAACCCAGAAGACUCGGCUGAGGUGCCAGGUGGCUUCCUUACUGACAUCAACCCAAAUUCCCUGCAAGUUAUCAGCAGUGCCUUAGUAGACCAGUCUGUGGCAAACGCGAAGGUCUUUGAUAAGUUCCAGUUUGAGAGAGUGGGCUAUUUCUCCAUCGACCCAGACAGCACGCCCCAGAAGCUGGUAUUCAAUAGAACUGUCACCCUAAAAGAAGAUCCUGGGAAGAUUUGAUUGAAAGAUGCUUGGAUCAUCUGCAGCCAGUGAGCAACAAGGGAAGACUGUGGGUUUGUAAGCAUCUGCACCUGGGGAACCACACCAAACUGCAGUCUGCUAUCCUGCACUGGUGCUACAUGCAGGGGAGAUGCCGGCAAAGGAUCUUUUCUACAAACAUGGUCACCCUCUUCAGACCUUGUUACACCAAUGAGAGGGUUUAAUAGCCAUAGAGAAGGUGAUUUGCAAGCAAUUUUCCAAACAUCUUGAAUAAUAAAAUUGUAUAUUUAAGUAAAACA
Clupea harengus (Atlantic herring) is the source of this 2719-nucleotide messenger RNA. RefSeq names its product glutaminyl-tRNA synthetase 1 (gene qars1). Gene Ontology annotation, cellular component: cytoplasm; cytosol; aminoacyl-tRNA synthetase multienzyme complex. Gene Ontology annotation, molecular function: ATP binding; glutamine-tRNA ligase activity. Gene Ontology annotation, biological process: glutaminyl-tRNA aminoacylation; translation. Lineage: Eukaryota; Metazoa; Chordata; Actinopteri; Clupeiformes; Clupeidae. The record is from RefSeq and is a predicted model, not a curated record.